AUGCAGAUUCAAACGGAGAACGAUUUUUGGAAUUGGACUCAUAACGUGGUAAUCCAAGAAACCCGUGCCCAAAACUGGUACAACGGAGACGCUGCUUAUGGCCUCAGGGGGUUUCUGAAUGACAGGAACAGUCGCAUGAUGGGGUACGCAAUUUUGCGGCAAGUGAGGUCACAGCCGAACACCUGCGUAAUUCCUGUCGGUAUGCGGAAGCAAAACAUCACGAGUUGCGUGUAUUAUUCUGAAUACAUUCAUGAAGAACGUGGGGAUUUCUGCACGAAAUGGAGACGAAGGGCUUCGUACAUUCCGGAUGAAGAAUGCGGUUGGGACGAGUUCAGCUACAAGAAUUCGGCUGAGUUGAAAUCAUUCCCGAUUGUUGGCAAAUUGGAUGGGUACGGUGGUGGAGGAUAUGUUGUCAAAUUACAAGGCCGAGCUGAAGAGCUGUCAGAGAAGCUGAAGGAUCUGCAGCAAGCUGAAUGGACUGAUCACCUCACGAGGGCCAUUUUCUUGGAAUUUUCGAUUUACAACGCAAACGUGAAUUUGUUCGGCCUAGCAAGAAUAAUGUUUGAGAGUAUCCCUGGUGGCGGU
Molecule: messenger RNA, 585 nt
Organism: Notodromas monacha
Lineage: Eukaryota; Metazoa; Arthropoda; Ostracoda; Podocopida; Cyprididae
Source: the annotation of a GenBank genome assembly